Molecule: messenger RNA, 528 nt
Organism: Lathyrus oleraceus (garden pea)
Lineage: Eukaryota; Viridiplantae; Streptophyta; Magnoliopsida; Fabales; Fabaceae
Exons: 1
Coding region: 1-528 (175 amino acids)
Source: RefSeq, a predicted model, not a curated record
AUGGCUGCUAGAUUGUCUCCGACAUAUUUGGAAAACACCCAGUUAGGAUAUGCUAACAAAGAGGAGUUUGAAGUAUUGGCCAUUGAUACCUUAAUAGAUACAAAUUGGAGGAAUCCAAUUAUUAAUUAUCUCAAGGACCCUUCGACAGAUACAGAAAGAAAAACCAAGUACAUGGCUUUAUCUUAUGUGUUGAUAGGGAAUGAAUUAUUCAAGAAAACCCCUGAAGGGAUCCUGUUGAAAUGCUUAGGAGAAAGCGAAGCUUACUUGGCAUUAUCUAGUGUACAUAGUGGAGCUUGUGGAGCACACCAGGCAGGCCAUAAGAUGAAAUGGUUGCUUUUCAGAUAUGGAAUGUAUUGGCCCACCAUGUUAAAAGAUUGUAUAGAAUUUGCUAAGGGUUGCCAAGAAUGUCAAAUACAUGCAGGAAUUCAACAUGCUCCUGCAAGUGAGCUUCAUAUAAUUAUUAAGCCUUGGCCUUUCAGAGGGUGGGCAUUAGAUCUACCUGGGGAAAUUAGACCCAAUUCAUCCUAA